Sclerotinia trifoliorum is the source of this 2276-nucleotide messenger RNA. Lineage: Eukaryota; Fungi; Ascomycota; Leotiomycetes; Helotiales; Sclerotiniaceae. The record is from the annotation of a GenBank genome assembly.
GAUUACCGUAUUUGUCUCACCUUCUCAACUUCUCACCUUCUCAACUCCUUCGACUCAAUUUCUUUCCUUUCUGAUUCUUCGUUCUUUACCUACUGAGCAACAAUUGUUCAGAGGGCCGAAGUUGGUGAAUGAAUGAGAUCAAUGCAUUGAAUGCAUCAUCUAAAUCAUUUAGUAUCUUGUGGCUCUAAGGAAAGUAAGUAUUGCCGUAAGCUGCACGCGGGUUAAUACUUAAACUACGAUUUACAACAACUCCUGGAGGAAUCUUUCUGUACAUCAUCACAGGGAAGCUAGCCAUGAUGGAUCUUUCACUCACCGUGGCUUUUAUCCUAAACGGAUUCUUUUGGGCUGUGAUAAUUGCAACAACUAUCUCAGCGGUAUAUGUGAGUGUCCUUGCAUGAUGCAAGUAAUCUAAGCUGACCGCAUCAUAGCUGACAAGUCUCACGAUCUAUCGUCUGACAUUUCAUCCUCUCGCAAAGUAUCCUGGUCCAUUCCUUGCGAAGAUCACGGAUUGGUACUCAGUAUAUCAUGCAUGGAAAGGCGACAGACAUCUGGAGUUUUAUAGGUGUCAUGAGAAAUAUGGUAAAUAAUUGCGUUCCUAGGGAGAAAUCAAUGAUGCUAAUUUUUAAGGAUCGGUAUUUCGAUUUGGCCCAGAUAGCCUUUCAAUCAAUUCUAACACGGCUUUAAAAACCAUCUAUGGCCAUAAGUCAAAUGUCAAGAAGUCUCAAUUCUACGCGGUGUUUCCUCCAACCAAGGAUACAUUCAACACUCACAGCAGCAUCGACAAAGCUAGUCAUGCAAGAAAAAGAAGGGUUCUCUCCCAUGCGUUUUCAGACAGUGCUAUCAAGACCAUGGAGAAGUACAUUUUAGCAAAUGUUAGAACUUUCUGUACUAAUCUUGGUCAACCAAAAGCAUCAGCAGAAAAAUCAACUGGUGGAUGGAGUGUCGCCCAGAACAUGUCUGAUUGGUGUAACUACUUGACAUUUGAUGUCAUGGGUGAUCUUUGUUUUGGAAAAGCAUUUGAGAUGUUAGAAAAUUCAUCUAACCGUCACGUGAUUGACUUGAUUGGAAACGCUGCUCACACUCACUUAAUUGUAAGCACCCAAUCCAUGGAGUAAGAAGAUAUACUAAUCAUCUAGACUGGUACAUACCCUAUAAUUAAGACUAUUGGUUUGAGCAAAAUUCUCUUUCGUAAGAUCUAUGCCCAGAGAAUGAAGUACAUGGCCUACAGCAGAGCUCAAGCUUCCGAAAGAACAAAGAUUGGACUUGAUACUGACCGCAAGGAUUUCUUUUACUAUCUCCUCAAUGCUCGUGAUUCAGAAACCGGACAGGGAUUUACUACUCCAGAGCUUUGGGGUGAGAGUAAUUUACUCAUUAUCGCUGGAUCUGAUACCACUUCAGCGGCUCUUGCGGCCGCUUUCUUCUACUUGGUUCACAACCCCGAUAAAUUAGACAUUCUCACAAAGGAAAUCCUGUCCACCUUUUCCGAUCUGGAAGAGAUUCAUUCAAGUCCUACACUCAAUGGCUGUACGUACUUAAGAGCAGUUAUUGAUGAAUCCAUGCGCCUUUCACCACCCGUCGGCGGCAUUCUUCCCCGCGAGGUUCUUCCCGGUGGAAUCGACAUCGAUGGUCUCCACAUUCCAGCCGGCUACGUAGUCGGAACUCCUCAUUACACCAUCCACCACAACCCAGCCUACUACCCCUCACCCUUCACCUUCCUCCCCGAACGAUGGAUCCCUUCUUCCGCUCCCGGAAUCACAGCAGAUUCAGUAGCACUUGCUCAAAGCGCCUUCUGUCCUUUUAGUAUUGGUCCUCGAGGAUGCAUCGGAAAAGGAGUCGCAUACGUAGAGUUAAUGACGAGUUUGGCUAGAGUGGUUUUUAUGUAUGAGAUGAGGAUGGCGAAGGGAUAUACGGUUGGAGAAGGAAAUGAGAAUUUGGAGGUGGGAAGACAGAGGAGGGGUGAGUUUCAGUUGAGGGAUAGUUUUACGAGUAUGAAGGAUGGCCCUUAUGUGGAGUUUAGGGACAGGGCUAAGUAAGGGAUUGUUGGGGUGGACUGGUGUGUGAAAAGAAAAAACUUUUUUUCGUCUAGUGGGGAAGGGUUAGGGGGUGAACUGGGAGUUGGGGCGGAAGGUAACUAAGGCAUUUCAUGGCGAAAUUGUACUUUUGGUCGAAUGUAUCGUCUUUUUCAAUGAGUUUUACGCAGCUUCAUUAACGCCUGUUGAGCUCUCGAUCUCCAUCGUGAAGUAUGACAUAGUGCACGACGAUUAUUCCUCUGAUUA